This is a messenger RNA of Racocetra persica, 514 nucleotides long. The record is from the annotation of a GenBank genome assembly. Lineage: Eukaryota; Fungi; Glomeromycota; Glomeromycetes; Diversisporales; Gigasporaceae.
AUGUCUCAACAAGAAAAACGUAAUAACUCAACUGUAGCGUGUACAAAUUGUCGAAAACGACACGGAAAAUGCAAUAAACUUUCUGGAGAAAAGAAAUGUACAAACUGUAAUAAACGAAAUCUGGAUUGUACUUUUAAAAAGGGUAAUAAACGCGGUCCAAAGCCUGCUGCUAAUGCAUAUCAAAAUGUGUCCAUUACCGAUCUUUCUCCCGUCAUUUACGAUGAACGAAUGUCAAAUAAUGAUCAAAACAUCACGUCCUCUCUUAAUUCCUCCCCUAAUUCAUUUUCUGCUAGUGAUUCCUUAUCACAUCCUUAUAGUCAUACUACUACUGUUGCCAAUAUUAACACUUACGAGACUACCGAAACUAUUGAGACUACUGAAAUUUUUCAAAAUACUCAACCCUCGUUAUAUUCUCUAUAUUCUCACAAUGAUCAAAUAAUGCCAAUUAAUGAUCAAAAUAUAUCUUCCUUUUCAACUGACGAUCUAAACGGUUCCUUCUAUCAAGAAACUCCAA